GCACCAGGGCCACCUGCCCAGAUGAGGAGAGUAAAGUGCCGUUGGGGCUUCCAAGAGAGCGGUUCGAUGGGUCACACACUCCAGCUACUAAUGAGACUUGUUCUACUCUGGCUACUGACAGGAAACCUGCAGAGUGCAAGCCUGUCAGAGACAUUGAAACCUCAAGAGAAGCCACAGUCAAAGGUGAAUCUGACCCGGCAGGAGGCGGGUCUGGAUCAGGAGUGCCUGCCACCGAGAGGAGAGAAUGAAACACGUCCAGAUGAUCGGCACAUGAACAGCCAUGAAGCAGACCUUCUUAGAGCAGGUGACGUGACAGCAUUGUCCAAUGACUCUGUGUUGAGCAUGGCAGAUGAUGUCAAUCUUAACAGAAGUUCCCAGGAUACGGUCAGAUCUCCAGGACUUUCGAAGGGAUGUAUAACGAAGGUUAGUAGUCUCCUAGUUAAAACAGAGACAGUGGCCACGCCACCUCUCACGCCAGCAAACAUAGUGUUGACAAAGCCAACUAUAGCUCAUGAGCUGACCACAACAGCACCCAUGAUAGUUUAUACGUAUUAUUAUGGUGAUCAGGUUCAACGACCAACAAGCCGUAGACGCUCUAGAGAAGCUACAGUGACUCCAAGUAUGAACGGAACUCAGAGUACUGCAGCUAAAGGUGGUCAUCAGAAUGCAAGCACCCCAAAGCCCCUUCUGUUAAGUACAAGGGUACCCCCAGAGGAGGAUAGCCAGAAUGUAAGUGUUCAAGAUAAACGAGUGGUGGUUGAUCUAAAUUUCACAGGUUAUGUUGACCUUUCUGACGGGUCAGAUGGUCAACAGGGGGGUGAGAGUGAGCAGUAUGAUCAGAAUAAGACAGGGCUACACGUGAGGAGUUUUGGGAAAGUACAAGAGAAACUCUGGUUAAAAGCUAAUCACAAUAGUUGGUACAAGUGGGCGUGGUUUACAGCUAAAGAUUUAACAUCAAAAGAGUGCGUCCUCUGUUCUGCAACACCAGGUUCAGUCCCUGUAGUUGUGCCAGAGAAACACACGUUUGAAGAUUGUGCAAGAAUGCAGCAGCAGGAAUGUAGAGAAGGUCGAUUUGUCCCACCAACGCGGGUAAUGUCACUUUUCAAACUCCCUAUGUGUGCAAUUCAGUGCAGAUUAAUGCAUGGAUAUCAGGAUAAUCUAAACUAUCUAAGCAGGAAACA
This is a messenger RNA of Oryzias melastigma (Indian medaka), 1181 nucleotides long. RefSeq lists its product as uncharacterized. NCBI's taxonomy places the organism in Eukaryota, Metazoa, Chordata, Actinopteri, Beloniformes, Adrianichthyidae. The record is from RefSeq and is a predicted model, not a curated record.